AUGUUCUCAGAUAUUUUGAGUGUGAUAUUAUUUUGCACUUUGCACUUCAUUGCAUCAUCUUCGGAGCUGCAGCCUGGCAUGCCGAAUGUGUGUGCUGACCAGGAGAUGUCUAUGUUGGGGGCCCGUCAGCCUUGUGUCCAGGCUUUUACCCGCAUGGUGAAAGUGUGGAAGCAGGGCUGCAACAGCCACAGAUGGUGCAUGGGCUAUGAGAGAAGGACAGCAUACUACACAGUGUACAGGCAGGUGUACAACAUGAACACGCACACAGUCUAUAAGUGCUGCCCUGGCUGGAGACAGGAGGGUGAAGAGAUGGGCUGUCUGCAUAGGGUGUGUAGUGCAAAUACAUGUUUCAAUGGAGGCCAGUGCGCAAAGACUGGAGACAAGAUCUGUCAGUGUUCCCUGGGCUUCAAAGGGACGCGAUGCCAGUAUGAUGUUAAUGAAUGUGAGCGGGAUGAAGGCGGCUGUGAGGGAUUCUGCUGCAACACCAUCGGCAGCUUCUACUGCAAGUGUCCUGAAGGCAGCCGACUGGGGCCGGACGGCAGAGCGUGUCACGAUGUCAAUGAGUGUGAGGAGCUGAAUGGAGGAUGCCAGCAGACGUGUGUGGACACACCGGGCUCUCACCACUGCGAGUGCAACGAGGGCUUCCGCAUGCACUCUGAUGGACGGACCUGCAUCACUGUGAACUCCUGCUCAGUGCUGAAUGGUGGAUGUGAGCAUAAGUGUGUGGACACGGGCAACAAUCACUACAAAUGUGAAUGUAGGAAGAACUACCAGCUGAAGAGAGACGGGCGACACUGUGAAUUGAGGGACCCCUGUGCGGACAGGAAUGGAGGCUGCGCCCAGCUGUGUCUUUCAGAAGACACUCGGGUUCACUGCAGCUGCCGACCUGGUUUUACACUGGCUGCAGACGGGAAGAACUGUGAAGACAUUGAUGAGUGCGGUUCGGGCCGUGCCAAGUGUUCCCACAGAUGUGUCAACACGCUGGGCUCCUUCAGCUGUGUGUGUAAUCCGGGCUUUGAACUGGGUGCUGAUGGCAAACAGUGCUACCGCAUUGAGAUGGAGAUUGUGAACAGCUGUGAGAAGAUCAACGGAGGCUGCUCUCAUCACUGCGAACACACCACCAACGGACCGCUGUGUUCCUGUAACCAUGGCUACCAGCUGGCCCUGGACAGGAAGACCUGUGUGGAUAGUGACGAGUGUGUCAGUGGGGGGGCCUGCUGCCGUCACUUCUGCAGAAACUACCCGGGCGGCUACGAGUGCAGCUGCAGAGCCGGCCACAGACUCAACCCAGACGGCUGCGGCUGCGAUGACGUUGACGAGUGCCUGGCAGAGACUUCAGGCUGUGAACACGACUGUGUCAACACCCUGGGAACUUACGAGUGUUUUUGUGAGCUGGGUUUCCGCUUGGAUCAGGACCAACACUCCUGCAUUUCUCUGUAUGGGGAACUGGAAGAUGAAGAGGAUGAGGAGGAAGACGAGGAUGAACAGCUGGAGGUCCAUAGAUUACCUGACCUGCUGUUUCGCAAGGUUCCUCAGCUCCUGCAGUACACAGCGGCCUUCCACUCCCGUUAUGUUAGUGAUGAAGAUGAUAGUGAUGGUGGUGACAGGGAAGUAGAGAUCCAGAGGGGGCGCCGAGGAGAGCUCAGACUGUCCAGCAGCAUAGUGUGUCUGGAUGGCUCGUUCGGGGAAGACUGCAGUGUGAGCUGUGAGGACUGUGAUCACGGAGUGUGUAGUGAGAACAGAGACCGGUGUGAGUGUGCAGCCGGAUGGACAGGGAUCAUCUGUAACAAGACGUGCUCCCAGGGGACCUAUGGGCCGGCCUGUAACAGUCUGUGUCGGUGUCAGAACGGAGGCUUGUGUGACCCUGUGACCGGGAACUGUGUGUGCCCCCCCGGGGUGCGGGGCCUGCUCUGCGAGGACGGUUGUCCCAGGGGUCAUUUCGGGAUGCACUGCAGGAGAAAGUGUAACUGUCCCAACAACGGACACUGCCACCGUCUGUACGGGGGCUGCCUCUGCUCUCCGGGACUGUACGGCCGUCUCUGCCACCUGUCUUGUCCCAGGUGGACGCAAGGGGCCGGCUGUUCCCGGGAAUGUGACUGUGUUCAAGAACAUUCCUCUGGCUGCGACCCCAAAACAGGAAGCUGUUUCUGUAAGACCGCCUACCACGGACCACAGUGUGAGAAAGAAUGUGAGCCAGGGUUCUUCGGUGCCGGCUGUGAGCAGCCAUGUGACUGUCCAGGUGGAGCGUCAUGUGACCCGCGGACCGGGGAGUGCAGUCAGAGAUGUCCUGCAGGUCUUCACGGAGAAAAAUGUCAACUUGCCUGCCCAUCACUGAGAUAUGGUGAGAGCUGUCGUCUGACCUGUGGCUGUGGAGGAGCUCCAUGUGAUCCUGUAACCGGACGAUGCAUCUGUCCUGCAGGGAAGACUGGGGACUCCUGUCAUGAAGACUGCCCUGAUGCAUUCUGGGGGAUGAAGUGCCAGUCAGCGUGUCCUGACUGUGAGAAUGGAGCCUCCUGCAAUAAGGAGAGCGGAGUGUGUGAGUGCAGACCAGGCUUCAUGGGGAACCUCUGCCAGAAUGAGUGUCCCCCAGGUCUCCAUGGUCCAGGCUGUGAGGGUCUCUGCUCCUGCCCCCCCGACUCUGACUGUGACCCCCGGACGGGACACUGCCUCUGCCCUGCUGGCAAAAGAGGCCCUGACUGUGCAACAGCGUGUGAAUCUGGUUACUGGGGCCCAGGGUGCGUGAACACAUGCGAGUGCAGAGAGAUCUCUGAGAGCUGCGACCCGGUCAGCGGGCAGUGUGUGUGUGAGGCGGGCUUCACCGGAGACCACUGUGAGAAGAACUGUGUGAAUGGCAGUUUUGGGCGGGGGUGUGUGCUGCCGUGCCGCUGUGAGAGUGGAGCGCUCUGCGACCACGUGAGCGGAGCCUGCACCUGCUCACCUGGGUACGCCGGCACCUACUGUGAGAAAAUGUGCCCGGACGGCUUUUACGGUCUUGACUGUGGCCAGAUGUGUGAGUGCAGGAACGGUGCCCGCUGCCACCACAUCACAGGAGGCUGCCUGUGCACCGCCGGCUGGGCAGGACCACACUGCAUUCUGGCGUGUCCAGAGGGUACUUUUGGGGAGCGGUGCAGUCAGACCUGUGAGUGUGAGCGGGGGUCCAGGUGUGACCACAUCAGCGGGGGUUGCAACUGUGCGGCCGGCUUGACCGGAGUCCGCUGCCAACUGCCCUGUCCUGCAGGAUAUUACGGUGAACAAUGCUCUGGUCAGUGUCUGUGUGGAAACGGAGGCUCCUGUGAUAGCGUCAGUGGUCAGUGCUCCUGCCCCCGCGGCUGGAGAGGAGCUACCUGUGAGUCAGAGUGUGAGGAAGGACGGUUUGGAGAGAACUGCAGUCAGACCUGCAGCUGUACGACUGGAGGGAGGUGUGACAGAGAGACAGGAAGAUGUGUGUGUCUGCCUGGAUGGACGGGAGACCUCUGUCAGUCAGCCUGUUCUGAGGGAUUCUUUGGAGAGCGCUGUGAGCAGAGGUGUGACUGCGUCCAUAGUCCGAGUUGCCACCAUAUGACGGGCCUCUGUGAGUGUGAGCCAGGCUGGAGGGGGGCCAGGUGUGACAAACACUGCCUCCCGGGGUCCCACGGUGCUUCCUGUGCCCAGCCGUGUGACUGCCAGGCCGGGGCGUCCUGCCACCAUGAGACGGGGAGCUGUGGGUGUCCCGCCGGACUCAUGGGGCCCGGCUGCGAGACACCCUGUCCUGCUGGCGUGUUCGGGAUGAACUGCAGCAAGCUGUGCCGGUGUUCAGGAGACCAGGAGCAGUGCCAUCCUGUGACGGGGAAAUGCAGCUGCUUACCCGGAUACUACGGGGCCCGCUGCGAGCUACGAUGUCGAGCAGGUACUUUUGGGCCUAACUGCAAGUCCAGAUGCAGCUGCACCAGUGGCGGUCGCUGUGACUUCAGGACUGGGACCUGCUACUGCCCGGCUGGCUUCAUUGGAGCUGACUGCAGCUUACGCUGUCCAAGCGGGUAUUAUGGGAAGGACUGUGCUAAGAUGUGCUCCUGUGGGGAAGGAGGGCAGUGCCACCCAGCUACUGGAAAGUGUAUCUGUGCCCCUGGUAGGAUGGGACAGUCCUGCCAGCAAGCAUGUCCUAGGGGGCGCUAUGGCCUGCAGUGCAGAAACACGUGCAGCUGUCAGAACGGGGGUCUGUGUGAUCCCAUCCACGGGUCUUGCAGAUGUGGACUGGGCUGGACCGGAGCGCGCUGUGACUCGGCCUGUUCACAGGGAAAAUAUGGGUUUGAUUGUGCACAAGACUGUCCAUGCCUCAACAACGGGACCUGCAACCGUUUCACCGGCACCUGCGGCUGUUCUGCUGGAUACUACGGCCACUCCUGUCAACACAGUUGUCCAUCUGGAUUCUUUGGCAUGAAAUGUGCCCGUACAUGUGACUGUAAAGCAGGGCGGACAUGUGAUCAUGUGACAGGCAAAUGUGUGUGUCCACCAGGCUACCAUGGCCCACAAUGUGAAAGAAGGUGUGAGUCUGGCAGGUUUGGAUUGAGCUGUGGAGAGUCAUGUGACUGUGCUGGUGAGGCCCCAUGUGACCCAUCCACCGGGCGGUGCCUCUGUCCCCCAGGAAGGACAGGACAGAGAUGUGAAAAAGAUUGUGGUGGAGAGCGUUUCGGCCCAGACUGCUCUCUGCCGUGUCAGUGCUCCCACAGGGCCCGCUGUGAGGGGCUCAGCGGGCGGUGCCUGUGCCCGCUCACCUGGCUGGGCCCCACCUGUGCCGAAGCGCUGCUACACCAAACCACGGGACCGUUGAACUUUUCAGUGUCCCAAAGAAAGAGAAGAGCGGGCAGCAAAACCACAUAACCAAAGCAGAGGUGCAAACUCCUGACUGGACGUCCAGACACGGGGCUCGGCUCUGUGAGGCAUUACUCAGAUCAUCUUGGUGAAGGUGAUGUUAGUUGUGAAACUGGUACUCAGCUGUCAGAGACUGGCACUCCAUCACUGAGCCUGGAGCUGGGA
Molecule: messenger RNA, 5013 nt
Organism: Trematomus bernacchii (emerald rockcod)
Lineage: Eukaryota; Metazoa; Chordata; Actinopteri; Perciformes; Nototheniidae
Exons: 38
Coding region: 1-4857 (1618 amino acids)
Molecular function (GO): protein binding; calcium ion binding
Source: RefSeq, a predicted model, not a curated record